This is a messenger RNA of Carya illinoinensis, 1047 nucleotides long. Its product is annotated as protein FAR1-RELATED SEQUENCE 2-like. Gene Ontology annotation, biological process: regulation of DNA-templated transcription. The record is from RefSeq and is a predicted model, not a curated record. Lineage: Eukaryota; Viridiplantae; Streptophyta; Magnoliopsida; Fagales; Juglandaceae. Bases 1 to 1047 code for a protein of 348 amino acids. The transcript has 2 exons.
AUGGCUUCCUUUGUACACUUGACAGAUGAUGAGUAUGAUGAAGUAUUGAUUGAUGAUGGGCCUAAUAAUGAUGAUGGUACCGAAGAACCUAAGGAAGAUGAUGGUGUCGAGGAACCAAUAGUUGGGAUGACUUUUUCUAGUGAGGAAGAAGUCCGGUCUUAUUAUAUGAGAUAUGCUAAACAAAAAGGGUUCGGGGUCCGUAGAAGGAAUUCUAGACAAAGCGAAGAUGGGCGGGUUAGAUGGUUUACAUUGGUAUGUGCGUGGCAAGGCACAGCAAAGAGUCAGGCUUCCAGUAUACUCAAGCCAAGACAAACAGAGAGGGUAGGGUGUAAAGCAAGAAUUAAUGCAGUUUUGAAUGAAGAUGGCGGAUACACCUUGUCUAGUGUAAUCUUGGAUCACACACAUUACUACAGUCCAGGGAAAGCAAGACACUUUAGAUGCUUCAAGAAGGUAGAUGCUUGUGGGGCUAAGAGGCUUGAAAUAAAUGAUGAAGCUGGAAUACACGCCCGAAGUAGAGUUGCGUAUCAAUCAUUCGGGGAUGUAUUCACUUUUGAUACCACAUACUUGACCAACGCUUAUAAAAUGUCAUUUGCGCCAUUUGUGGGCGUGAACCAUCAUGAUCAGUCAAUCCUAUUCGAGUGUAGAUUGAUUUCCAAUGAGGAUGCAAAUAAUUUUGAGUGGUUGUUUGAGUCAUGGUUGAAGUGUAUGAAUGACCAACCACCAAAUGCAAUCAUUACAGACCAAGAUAAGGCAAUGAAACUUGCAAUUGCCAGGAUGUUUCCAUUGUCUAGGCAUCGCUUCUAUUUGUGGCAUAUCAUGAAGAAGCUUCCAAAAAAAUUUGGGUCACAUUCUCGAUAUGACGAGAUCAAAGAUAGUCUACACAAAUGUGUAUAUGACUCAUUAAGUAAGAAUGAGCUUGAAGAACGAUGGAGCUCUUUGCUUGAAACAAAUGAUCUUCGCGAGAAUGCUUGGUUGGGAUCGCUUUAUGCUGAUAGGCAGUAUUGGGUGCCGGCGUACGUUAAAAAUACAUUUUGGGCCGGAAUGUGA